ACAUGCAUGAGCACGUGGGCGGCGGCGGGGAGUUGCUGGAGUGUUGAGGGACCAGGUCCCGAAGACUGGCAGUGCGUGAGGCUGUGCGCAGACUGGGUCACGGGCUCUGGGGAUGCACUCAGGCACCAGUUCCAAACAGGCUCGCGUUUUACGUGCCCUCGAGGAGUUCGUUUUAGAAGGGCGAAUCCGCACUGCAAACGGCUUCCAGUUGGCAUGUCUCAGGCACCUUGGUUGUAGUGCCAGUUUGGACGUGCACCCAGACGGUCCUGAACUGGGUUCCUGAACAGCUCGCGCCUUUUGUUUGGGAGGCCAGCAAACAGCAGCUCCUCUGCGCUCUAGCCUAAGCGUCCUGCUCCUCCUGCUUCCCUAGCUCCCGGUGCAGGGCUCUCGGCUAUGCCUAUACGAGGAUGGCACCGAGGUGACUGAAGACUACUUUCCGGGCCUCCCUGAUGACGCCGAGCUCGUGCUGCUCACCGAGGGCCAGACAUGGCAGGGCUUGUCUUUUGCAGAGCACAUUUUAAUUUUUCAUGAAAUCCAAUUUGAUGGUUGCUACUUCUCUGAUUCUGCCUUUGGUAUCAAGUCUAAGAAACCCCAUUGAACCCUGGGCCCUAAGGUUCCUUCCUGCUGUGGAGAGGUGGGUCUUGUGGGUUGGUUUUGAAAACUGAACCAGGCUUGACUCCCCACUUGGCCUCCCUGUGCUCCUCUUUAGAAUCCCUGGACCCUGUGGCGAUAUUCUGAUAGGGCCCUUGGUGGCUGGUCUCUCUUGACCCUGAGAGCUUGUGGGAGAGCGCCCUGCCCUGGGAGUUGUGCAGACCUCUGCUCCAGGGCAGGAGGGAGGGUUGGGAGGUCUGAAGAGGGGUCUCCAGGGAAGGCCCUCAGAAGGGGGUGGUUCAGUUUAGAAGAGAGGAGGCCAAAAGGAGAGCAGGGGUGCUCAGGAGGAGGUGCUUUCGCUCCCUGACACACGUCCCUAUGGGGGCAGAGGGCGGGAGCUGGUGUGUAGUUGGCUGCUGGAUACAGCCGGCCAGGAGGAGGGCCUGGACCCCUUGAGUCUGAAUUCUAGCAAUCCCCAGGCUGAGGGAUUGAGGCCUGCUGAAGUUGGAUCUGGAAUGUCCCUGAAGGCACAAGUUGAAGGCUUGGUCCCCAGUGCAGUGGUGUCCAUUGGUGGGGCUUUGGAUUGGAUCCCAAGGGUUCUGAUCUCAUCAGUGGGUUAAUCCACUAGGGAGCUCACAGCUGAGUGGGCUCUUGGAGGAGUGGGGCCUAGUUGAAGAGAGUGGUCCUUGGGGGUCUCUGCUCCCUGGAUGCCAUGAGGUGACAGCUCCACUCUGCCAGGCCCCUGUCCAUGAUGCUGUGCCUCACACAGGCCCACAGUAGUGGACAGAACUGACCAUGGACUGAAACCUGCAACCAGGAGCCGGAAGAAACCUUUCCUCCCUUAAAUUGUUUUCUCAGAUAUUUUGUCACAGAGACGGAGAGCUGCAGCCUCUUCUCUGAUCAAGGCUUCCCUGGACUGAAUGCAUUUCUGUUUGUUCCCUGCUGGUGGCAGAUGUGAGUGACAUCAGUCGCUUCCUCAGCAUGUUUCACGAGGCACAGGCUGGGGUCAUUGAAGCUGCACGGCAGCUGCUUUCUGGCGAGAGGGCCCCCCUGAGGCAGAAGCUGCUGGCGGACCUCCUGCACACUGUCAGCCAGAACAUCGAGGCUGAGACCCGAGCCCAGGACCCGCCCUGGUUUGAAGGCUUGGAGUCCCGAUUCAGGAACAAGUCGGGCUACCUACGAUACAGCUGCGAGAGCCGGAUCCGGAGUUACCUGAGAGAGGUGAGCUCCUGUUCUCGAGUGCUGGGCGCAGAAGCUCGCGAGGAGUACUUACGGAUCCUUGGUGCCAUGUGCCAGAGGCUCAGGUCUGCGCAGUACAAUGGCAGCUACUUUGACCGAGGAGCUGAGGCCGGCAGUCGUCUCUGCACGCGGGAAGGCUGGUUCUCCUGCCAGGCACACCCCCGGUUCUGGCUGGGCCACCUCCUGACGGCCAGAGGAGCGUCAUUUCACAUGGGGUCUGGAGGCUGGAGCAGUGAUGCAGUGAGGGGCCCCUUUGACCUGGACAGCUGUGCGUCGAAGCACUGCAUCAACCCCUACAGCAACAGGGAGAGCCGGGUCCUCUUCAGCACCUGGAACCUGGAUCACAUACACCCAGGGUUGUCAGUGGUGCUGAAGCAAUUUCACGCUGCUGCUUGCCUGCUGUUCCCGAGCCGUGUUGGUUGUGUUCAUCUGGACUCUGCCCAUGUGACACCGGCCCGAGGGUGGAUGACUGGAGAUAGAAUAGAGAAGAAGCGCACCAUCGUGCCCACACUGGCUGAGGCCAUCCAGGAACAGGGCAGGAGAGAGGUGGACUGGGAAUACUUCUACAGCCUGCUCUUCACCUCAGAGAACCUCAAGCUGGUGCACAUCGCCUGCCACAAGAAGACCACCCACAAGCUCGAGUGCGACCCCGGUAGGAUCUACAGAUCCCAGAAGAGGCCAAAGAGGCGGCGGCCUGCUCGAAAGUGCCAGUGACCCAGGUGCCGAGUCCUUUACCCUCCACAAGGCCCAACUGUGCCUAACAAUAACAGGUGCGAUUUUGUAUUUUGUCCUCACUCCAGUGGUUCCUGGAAGAAAACUUCUUCAAAUCUGAUUUCAGUACAGUUCAGAGUCUGUUUCCUCUGCCAGAGGACAUCUUUUGGGUGCUUGCUGGGCGCUUGUGUCAGGGAGUCAUGCUGAGCUCUGGCCUUUGGCACUGAUCUGCCAGCACUGCAUGUGCUCCUGUGGCAGUCUCCACGCUCACAAGGCCCCACAGCUGAGCCUGGCUGCUCCUCUGCCUCAGUUUUGUGCUGGUCUCCAUUUAAAUGGCAGUUCCAUCUCUGGAUCCUUUUAAAAGCCUCAGAGAGAGAUGUGUUGCUUCUGGGGUAAAAGUCUGGGCUCCCAUGUUAGUGCUGUGAAUUAUUUAAAACUUUCCAAAUGUCUCAGUGGGGAAUAGCUGAGUGGCAUUAUGUUGGACCUUGCAAGCUUGCUUUUUUUUUAGGUAAAAAAUGGUUGGAUGUCAUUAAUUUCAUGAUUUGACCUAAUGCAUGUACAUAGUGCAAAACUGUAAUAGCUUUAAGUGUUUGUAAGUGUUCAUGUGUAGAAAUGGGAAGCUGUUGAGGGCACAGGGGGCUGGCUAUGCAGAGUAUGACCUAUUGGUUUUUUUUUUAAUAUGUAUUUUUUUGUUGUAAGUGGACACAGUACCUUUAUUUUAUUUUUAUGCGGUGUU
Marmota flaviventris (yellow-bellied marmot) is the source of this 3277-nucleotide messenger RNA. Lineage: Eukaryota; Metazoa; Chordata; Mammalia; Rodentia; Sciuridae. The record is from RefSeq and is a predicted model, not a curated record.